UCCCAAGCGAGAUUUGCAGACGGCCCAAAAGUUGAGAACUUCUAAUCAAAAUUUUGUGUAGAAAAGAGGCCCGACCCUGGUUUGCACCGGCGGAAGAAACCCUCGAUUCAAUUUACUUGCACCGGCGGAAGAAACCCUAAACCCACCAUCUACGCAAUUACCAGCUCGAGCUUCAAGUUUCAUUUCUAUGGCGCUUCUCUCCUCUAUUCUAUAAUCUGCUAAUUGAAGGAUGAAGCUCGCUGCGGUCUCCUUUUCUCAAUCUGGAGCGUCUCGAAGUUUUCUUCAUGCAGAUUCCUCUUUCAAUCGAUUGCCGUGCGUCGCUUCAUUUUCGGCUCGUCAAGUUGAUGCAUUCAGCUCAACUUCUCGUUCGGUCUGUGGGUUUUGCAGGACGCCUCAUCAAAGUAACUCUUCAAUCAACACUGCCCUUUUGUCAACAAUGAGCAACACCUCUAUUGCUAGAAUCUGCUGCAGACUUCCUAGAUCAAAUGCAAGGCUGUUCUCAAAACGAAAGCAAUGGAAUGGUUCAAGAACCUUUUCAACAAGCAUCUCACCGCCUAAAUCCGUAACCAACCCACUGCUCAUCCGUUUACCCUCAGCUUUGAUUGUAGCUUCCCAGGUCACCCCAUCGGAUGCCCCUCAGCGUUCAGAAGAAUGGUUUGCGCUAAGGAGAGACAAGCUGACUACUAGCACAUUCAGCACAGCCUUGGGCUUCUGGAAAGGAAACCGCCGCUUUGAGCUAUGGCAUGAGAAAGUGUUUCCUUCAGAGAUUAAAAAACCAGAAGCACGACAGCAGUAUGCCAUGGAGUGGGGUGUGCUGAAUGAAGAAAAUGCCAUCCAUCGGUAUAAAAGCAUCACAGGCCGAGAUGUGAGCUUUUUAGGAUUUGCAACUCACUCUGAACAGCAGUUGGACUGGCUAGGCGCGUCCCCCGACGGCCUAUUGGGAUGCUUUCAAGGAGGUGGGAUCCUGGAAGUCAAAUGUCCGUACAACAAGGGAAAGCCCGAAAAGGGACUGCCCUGGUCGACCAUGCCUUUCUAUUACAUGCCACAGGUACAGGGUCAGUUGGAGAUAAUGGACAGGGAGUGGGCGGAUUUGUAUUGCUGGACACCAAAUGGAAGCACGAUAUUUCGCGUUUGUAGAGAACGUGGUUACUGGGAAUUGAUUCAUGAAAUGUUAAGGGAAUUUUGGUGGGAAAAUGUUGUUCCUGCAAGGGAGGCUUUAUCAUCGGGAAGAGAGAAGGAGGUCGAGUCCUAUAAGCCAACAUCCACACACAAGCAGACUGGAGUUGCAAUUGCUAAGAGCAUAAAGUUAGCAAGCGACGCCAAAUUGCUUUGCAGGGAGAUAGCUGGGCAUGUUGAAUUUUACCGAUGAUUUUUGGUUUGAAUGUGAUGUAUUGUUCCUUCUGUCUUGGAAUUCCAUUUCCCAACAUGUAUUUGUUCCAUGAUUUCAUGGGUGGUAAUAUUUAACACACAUUCAAUUUUAGCCUAU
Molecule: messenger RNA, 1486 nt
Organism: Cucurbita moschata (crookneck pumpkin)
Lineage: Eukaryota; Viridiplantae; Streptophyta; Magnoliopsida; Cucurbitales; Cucurbitaceae
Exons: 2
Coding region: 230-1369 (379 amino acids)
Source: RefSeq, a predicted model, not a curated record